CUGGUCUCCUUAAAUACCCUGCACCACGGGGAACCGUUAUAUUGGAAACAAACGGGCAUGUGUUGACAUUAAUAUUAAUAUAUUUGAUCAACGUAUGACUUUCACUUUUAAGUGUUUGUUUAACUUGUAACAUGGAGCUGGACCGGCGGCUGUUGCUGGCCCACUGCGCGGCUCACGCCCUCUCCAUCGCGGCGGGCCUGCUGGUGGUCGUCCCCAUGGCUCUCAACGGCUCUGCGUUCAAAGGCCGCUGCGCGCUCUUCUCCAACGGCUACUGGAGGACAGAAGACCGGGAGGAGCUGACGGGACAGCCGGGCGAGGUCUCACACCUGGUGGUGCAAGAGUGGGGCCCGCCGGCGGCCUGCCAGUUCGCCACCUUCGUCGGUAUUUUCACGGUGCUGUACGGAGCAGCGCAGAGCUGGAGGAGCCUCUUCUAUCUGCACGGACGGCACGAUGAUACCCUGUUUUCCUCCUUCCUGACGGUGCUGCUGAGUGUUUGUGUGCUCUUUCUCUCUGGAGGGGCCAGUGUUAUCUUGUCUCUGGGUCUCAACUCCUGGUGUGACACCGUGACUGAUCACAACACACAGCCAUACAGCUGUGCAGAGUCCCAGUCUGUCCCGCUUUACCUGGAUGUGAACACCUCCUCUUUCUACACAGAGCUCAGUCUGGCACAGGCGUCCCUGUGGGCUGUGACGGCUCUGUGGCUGGCUCAGUCCAUCCUGGCCUUCCUGCGUCUCUACCACUCUCACAGCCAGCACAUCGUCGGGCCGUGUCGACCCCGAGAGAAAGAGCUGCUGCUGGGACACAGUCUGUCUGAAAGCGGCUCCCCCACCCCCCCACAUCCUCCCGCAACACCCACCAUCUUUGUCUAGCGGACAGAGUGUGAGGUGGUGAUUAACAACGUUAUAGUGAACUCUGCUGUUUGAAUUCAGUUUUAGAUGAUAAUGUCCACGCUGUAUACAGUCCUCCUCACUACUGCAUGGAGAAUAUGGCCAGAGCCGAAUGGUUCUCUUUUGAUAUAAUUCAUAAUUCAUCAGUUUAUAUAAUAAGAGCCUAACCGAUAAUUGGUAUGGGUGUAUAUGUCAGCUGAUAUGUGACAAGAAAUAUCAGAAUAGAAAUGCUUUAAGUCAUUCAUUUUCUCCAUUAUAUAGUUUGUCCUCCAGAGAGUACUGUAAAGUUUAUGUUUACCAUCCACAAAAUCAGGCAGGCUAAUAACAUGAGGUCGUCUGAGCUGGGCCAAAAUAACUUCAUUACAUUUGAGUAACAGAACUAAGCAUACAUCUUUCUAUAUGAUCAUAACCAAGUUCCCAAAUCCUUAAGUUUUAAUUUUUCUUAAAGAUAGAAAAGAUUUUAACCCGUUUCCUUGUCGAGAUUGCCAGAAAGUAACAACAGGUAAAGCACUUGUUGAUGAACCGCUCCAAAUACUUAAUACAACAAAAGAAGCUAAGUAAGGCUUUUAUUCUGGUACAAUGUGUGCAUUACAUGAAUGCAGCAUGACAUACCUCCUCGCUUGUUUUCUGCCACAUAAGACAAAUGUCAAUGCAGUAGACAGCGUAAAACGUAAACAUCUCGUUGUUUGGAUUAACUCUAAAAACAUAUUUAUUAUCACGCUGCAGACUGAAGUGUUGUUAAACAAGCUUCUAAUUUUUUUAAGCUGUAGUUUAUUUUAGCUCCGACUUAAUGGUGAAACAUCAGAACCACUAACUGGGACUAACCUCAACUCGGUGCCAGAACAAAAGGGAUGUUACACAAUAAAAAAGACAUGUAUUUAGUCAUCUAUAGUAACAACAGUGUUAUUUAGAAGCUGAUAAUCAUACUUGUCAUUUGAGGAUGACUUUGUGAAUGAAUGCAUUUCAGUUUAUUCACAUUCCUCAAUGACUUCACAAGGAACCACACAGUGUUUUUCUUUCGGUCCGUUUGGACUAUAUUUAUCAUGCAUGGUUGUUUACAUGUCUGCUGGAGGAUGACGUUCUGCACAGCUGUGUCCUCAUCAGGGAGAAUUCACUUUAUUGACUGUUCUGAGUGACAAAUCCAAAAGUAGCACUGAGGUACUUUUAUUGUGAAGCAUGUGGUGAGAGAGUGACUGAGCCACCAAGUACCAGGCUCACUGUGUGAGCGCGACCCGAAUGCACUGUUGUGUCACGGAGAAAUCACUGCUGACCGCCUCUCUCUUGUGAAGAUGUUUGUCAUGAUGCUGUUUGUCUGGAAGCAGUGGCUCUCGGGCGUUAAUGAAGCGGUCGAAUCGCCUCAAAUGAUACGUGUAGAGUUUUCAGAGGUCAAACACCUCUGUGGUAGUUUUCAUGCUGAGGGAGAUUUGUGCGGAGCCCUCGAGGGUGAAGUGAUGAGGAAAGAAGUUACUGACCUUGAGUUUUUUUAAACAAAUGAUUGAAUGUUAAACUUCCCUCUAUCAUCCUGGAGCUGAGCGGUUGUAAUGACACACAGACAGCGGAGCAAGACAUCUGAAGUAAAGAGAUGAGACAGUAAUGUCGUUUGAAACAUAAUUGUAAUAUAUGAAACGUUUUCUAUAGCAAAUGACAGGUAUCUUAUACCUGUUUGUGCUCAUUCAUGUUUCUUUUCAUUUCUCUUGUUUGUCGAAAAAUAAAAAGCUUUCCGUCAUAAUAUAA
Molecule: messenger RNA, 2621 nt
Organism: Pseudoliparis swirei
Lineage: Eukaryota; Metazoa; Chordata; Actinopteri; Perciformes; Liparidae
Product: Transmembrane protein 179-like
Exons: 4
Coding region: 132-869 (245 amino acids)
Source: RefSeq, a predicted model, not a curated record